Messenger RNA from Entelurus aequoreus (snake pipefish), 9327 nucleotides. It is a transcript of the gene mapk10, whose product is annotated as mitogen-activated protein kinase 10. Gene Ontology annotation, cellular component: cytoplasm; nucleus. The record is from RefSeq and is a predicted model, not a curated record. Lineage: Eukaryota; Metazoa; Chordata; Actinopteri; Syngnathiformes; Syngnathidae. The transcript has 14 exons. Gene Ontology annotation, biological process: JNK cascade; protein phosphorylation. Gene Ontology annotation, molecular function: ATP binding; JUN kinase activity. Bases 412 to 1719 code for a protein of 435 amino acids.
CACAAUGGUACAGCCAGCAUCUUGCAGCACAAUGGUUGCAAGGUGUUUGUGAGCAUCAGCAACCCUCUGGUUUGCUCUCCCCGCUUGCUUAGCACCGUCUAUAUGUAUAUAUAUGUUUAUUAAAUACAUUCAAAAAGAAGAAGAAGAGGUUUCCACCUGCCCUUUUGGGGAUCCUUUGGCCAUGAUCGCCGCACAGCUUCAGGUCGGGAUGUUUUGAACUGGACUGUCACCGGAUUGGGUUCGUCAUCAGCUGGCACGGAAUGGUAUUUAUGAGCAGACAUUUCUUAUACAACUGCAGCCAACCAAUCCUGGAUGUGAAGAUAGCAUUUUGUCAGGUGUGUGUCCCUUACAGGUAAAAAAAAGGGUUUUGGAAAACAAGUGGAUGUGUCAUAUAUUGCCAAACAUUACAACAUGAGUAAAAGCAAAGUGGACAACCAGUUCUACAGCGUGGAAGUGGGAGACUCUACCUUCACAGUUCUAAAACGCUACCAGAAUUUAAAGCCCAUUGGUUCUGGAGCUCAAGGGAUUGUCUGUGCGGGCUAUGAUGCUGUCCUAGAUAGAAAUGUAGCCAUCAAGAAGCUGAGUAGACCCUUCCAGAACCAGACCCAUGCCAAGAGGGCGUACCGGGAGUUGGUGCUCAUGAAAUGUGUCAAUCACAAAAAUAUUAUCAGUUUAUUAAAUGUCUUCACACCACAGAAAUCAUUAGAGGACUUUCAAGAUGUGUACCUAGUAAUGGAGCUGAUGGAUGCCAACCUAUGCCAGGUGAUUCAGAUGGAACUCGACCACGAGAGAAUGUCCUACCUGCUCUACCAGAUGUUGUGUGGCAUCAAACAUCUGCAUUCAGCAGGCAUUAUUCACAGGGACCUGAAACCGAGCAAUAUAGUGGUGAAGUCAGACUGCACUCUGAAGAUCCUAGACUUCGGUCUAGCUAGGACUGCGGGCACUAGCUUCAUGAUGACCCCUUAUGUGGUGACAAGAUACUACAGAGCCCCCGAGGUUAUACUGGGCAUGGGAUACAAAGAGAACGUGGACAUAUGGUCGGUGGGGUGCAUUAUGGGAGAAAUGGUGCGCCACAAAAUCCUUUUCCCUGGGCGGGACUAUAUUGACCAAUGGAACAAGGUGAUCGAGCAGCUUGGCACGCCGGCGUCAGAGUUCAUGAAGAAGCUCCAACCCACCGUGAGAAACUACGUGGAGAACCGGCCAAAGUAUGCAGGUCUCACCUUUCCCAAACUCUUCCCGGACUGCCUUUUCCCCGCAGACUCCGAGCACAACAAACUGAAAGCAAGCCAAGCCAGAGACCUGCUGUCCAAAAUGCUGAUCAUUGACCCCGCCAAGCGGAUAUCGGUGGACGAGGCCUUACAGCACCCCUACAUCAAUGUGUGGUACGAUCCGACCGAGGUGGAGGCGGCCAGAGAUCUCAUCCAAAUAUCCAUGCCUCCACCUCAGAUCUAUGACAAGCAACUCGAUGAGAGAGAACACUCCAUUGAUGAAUGGAAAGAGCUGAUCUACAAAGAGGUGAUGAAUUUUGAGGAGAGAACAAAGAAUGGCGUUGUGAAGGGACAACCUUCACCUUCAGGUGCAGCCGUGAACAGCAGCGAGAGCCUCCCUCAGUCCUCGUCCAUCAACGACAUCUCGUCCAUGUCCACCGACCAGACCCUGGCCUCAGACACCGACAGCAGCCUGGAGACCUCGGCGGGACCCUUGGGGUGCUGCAGGUGACUAGCCGCCUGCCUGCGCAACCCCGCCUUCUUCCGGCAUUAGAGAAAGGAUAAAGGGGAGAGCGUCUCUUAAACAAAACAAAAGGAAAAAAGAAAAGAGGUGAAACAAUCAAUAUGAAACGACGAAGCCUGCGCAUUGUCAUGCUAGUAACAACAUUGGUAUUUAAAGUGAACAGAUAUAUCCUCUAGUUGCUUUGCUUAUACUCCUAUAUGGCGCCCCAAUGCUUUAGACUGGCUGCGAGACACACCAACACAACCCUUGACAAAAGUAGUGUUUAAAUCAAGGGCGCCCAAACCUUUUCCACAAUAAACCAGUGAACCCUCUUGUCGUCUAUCCGCGCUCUUUGUCUCUGACAUUUCCUGAAAGUUUUCUUUAAAAUCCGCUUAUCGAUUUUUGAUUCAUCCUGCCAACAAACUAACUAAUUGACAAACCCCGAUGAUGAGGUUAAAAAAAAUGGAUGCCAAAAAAAAAUGCCAGGGCCAUUUCGAUAGUUUACAUUUUGCAAACAGGCCAAAAGCAACCUAUAUGCUAAGAAAUGAUUCACAGCUGUUUCUGGUUUAUUUCUAAAAUAUGACACAGGCCCAUAAAAAACAAGCUGAGGGUCUUACCUUGAUUAAAACGCUCCAAUCUUUGUAGUAUUAGCAAUAUUUCAACUUUUACUCAUUACUCCUAACCUUUUUUUCAUACAUGUAAAUUUUUGCAGGCCCAUAAAAAACAAGCUGAGGGCCUCACUUUGAAAACCCAUGAUCAAAACGCUUCAAUCUCUUUAUUAUUACCAAUAUUUCUACUUCUACUCAUCUUUUCCAACCUUUUUUGUAUAUAAUUAUUUGUAGAAUUUUAAUUUUACAAGAUUUUGCAGGCCUAUACAAAACAAGCUGAGGUCUGCAAAUGGCCUAACGCUAACCCUGACCGCUGUAGUCUGUAUUCUCAUUACCAUUUCAAAGUUUUCUCAUUUUGUUGACCCUUGUUUUUUUCUUUUACCUUUUUCAUAGUGACGCAGGCCCAUAAAAAAAACAAGCUAAUGGGUCGUAAACACGCGGUUCAAACUCUGCAGUCUUUGCAUUAUCAUUAACAUUUAAACAUUCUCUCAUUACCUUGUCAUUUUUCUAUAUAACGCAGGCCCAUAAAAACAAGUUUUGUGCCUCACUUUGGACAACCCUGAUUUAAACGCUCCAGUUUGUUUUGCCAAAAUUGUAACUUUACUUCUUGCCCUGUUUUAGGGUUUUUUUGUUUGUUAAAAUUUUCAUUUUAGAAUGAGUCGCAGGCCCAUAAAUACAAGAUAAUGGGCACACUUUUUAAACACCUGUUUCAAACGCAGCAGUCCCUGUAUUAUCAUUAACAUGAUCAACAUUUAAACAUCUCUCGCUACGUGUCAUGAUCCGUGGUCCGGAUCGUGUUUUGGGUUUUCUGUUAAUUUUGGACUCCUUUAGUUCCUGUUUGUGCACCUCUGAGUUUGUUUUGGUUGCCAUGGUUGCUCAUUAUGUUCACCUGUCUCUGAUUAGUGUUCGCCCACUUACCUGCUACCCGACCACUAAUCAGAGGCAUUAUUUAAGCCUGCCUUUGCCGGUCAGUCGGGCUGGGGUCAUUCUGUCACGACGGGGUUUUUGCAGCUUACUGCGGGGUCGUUCUCCCAGGAAUGCAGACGGACUACUCCGGACAAGGCGUGCAGGUAAAAACAUGAUUUAUUCCUUAAGAAAUCCUACACAUUACAAAAGACAGGAACCAAACGAGAAGCUAAAGAACAAAAACUUAGCGCAGGAAACAUAGAAGCUUAGCAUGGACUAUGGACAAGGCAAAACUCACGUAACAGGUGCAUGUAGCAAACAAUGACGCCAGACUGAGCGUGGCGAGCAAGGUGAAUAAAUAGCUCUCUGAUUAGUGGUUGACAGCAGCUGAGCGUGGGACCACUAACCAGAGGCAGGUGAACCCAAUUAAUCCCCAUGGUGACCAAAAUAAACCCAGGAGUGCACACAACAGGAACUCAGGGAGUCCAAAAUUAACAGAACAUAACUAACCAAAACAUGAUCCGGGCCACAAAACAUGACACUACGUUGUAAUUGUCUUAUAAAACCUGCAGGCCCAUAAGAAAGGUUCCUUGCCGCACUUUGGACACCCCUGAUUUAAACGUUACAGUCUCUGUAUUAAUACAAAAAAAUAAUCAACUGUUUCUUUUUACUUCCUACAUUGUUUUUGGUAGGUUUCUUUUAUGUCAAAGUUUCCAUUGUAGAAUGCUCCGCAGGCCCAUUAAAAAAACGAACCUCGUGCCACAAAUGGCCUCUUGGCCCGCAUUGUGGACCCCCCUGAUUUUAAACUCUUUGUGGCAAGGUGCGCCGCUUUUAACUUUCUCCUUCCUUUAUCACACCGUGUGACUCCUUCCCUGUCACAUGACCUCUCUGCGGCAGUAGAGCCACAAACCAACCUGUGUGUGUGUUGUGUGUGUGUGUGUGUGUGUGUGCGUGUGCACGCGCGUGUGUGUGUGUGUGCGUGCGUGUGUUUAAGCGCAGCUAUUGUAAAUAUGUACAGCUGAAAGACACGCAAAGCGGGACUAACGGCCAGUAAUGUUCGCUGGAGGCUUCUUAUUUUUCUGUCUUAUUUUUGUAGUAUUCUAGACAAUUAUUGCACCUUGGUCACCUACGCUGCUCUCGCCAGUCGAUGCAUGAAGACUGACAUUUGGGAAGAGUCACUAUAUCCUAAACAUGUGUCAAUAUCAGCCAACACACAAUGACAGGUCUGAGCCGAGUCGGAGUUGAAAAAAAUGCCUGCUUCCUGCGAAUUAUUGCCUUUUUUGGGCAUGGUCUCAUUUUAUCUAAACUGUAAACGACACAGAGCUUGGUUUUAGGUUGAGGUGCGAGCAAACGGUGAACAGGAAGUUUUAACCGCCAUGCAAAAGUCUUUGUCCACCACUGGCUUUGUUUUUGUGUCGUUAAUACUCUCCUUUGUGCAUUUUUCUAUGGUAACUUCGAAAAACAAAAGAACGCUGCAGCUAUGAACCCAGCAGAGGGCGCUGUCGCAAACAUUUUCCAGCAGAACGAUGCUUUGACGCGCAUACUUGCCAAACCUCCCGAUUUUCCCGAAUUUCAGUGCCCCUCCUGAAAAUCUCCCGGGGCAACCAUUCUCCCGAAUUUCUCCCGAUUUCCACCCAGACAACAAUAUCGGGGGCGUGCCUUAAAGGCACUGCCUUUAGCGUCCUCUACUUUUCCUCCAUACAAACAGUCACAUAACAUAUGCGGAUUUUACACACACACACACAAGUAAAUGCAAUGCAUACUUGAUCAACAGCCAUACAGGUCACACUGAGGGUGGCCUUAUAAAGAAGUUUAACACUGUUACAAAUAUGCGCCACACUGUGAACCCACACCAAACAAGAAUGACAAACACAUUUCGGGAGAACAUCCGCACCGUAAUACAACAUAAACACAACAGAACAAAUACCCAGAACCCCUUGCAGCACUAACUCUUCCGGGACGCUACAAUAUACACCCCCGUAGCCCCCUACCCCGCCCAUCUCAAACCCCCCCCAAUCUCCCGAAUUCGGAGGUCUCAAGGUUGGCAAGUAUGUUGAUGAGACGUGUACCUUUCACAAGUACUACGCUGUGUAAGUCCCUGAAGGCAUCAUGUGCAGCCCGUUGUAGUACUUCACAUGUACCACAGCGUAAACUGUACAUGUACAUCCGCCAUCUCGGAAAGGAGAGCCAAUCAAACCGGCCUGUCGUUUCAAAACGUCCCUAAAACCGCAGCGCACCUGCGAGACUUUAAAAACGUGAGAGCGUUCCUGUCAAAUAGAGCGGAGGUCCCCAACCACCGGUCCAGGGACCGGUACCGGUCCGUGAAGCAUUUGCUACCGGGCCGCAGAGAAAGAUGUAAUGAUUUAUAAAGGAUUGCAUUUCCUCCGACUUAACGUUGACCUGUCCCACCAGACCAGGGGUGUCAAACUUGUGUUCAUCGAGGGCCACACCGCAGUCAUGGCUGCCAAUAGAGGGCCGCUUGUAACAAUAAAUAAUUAAUGAAUUUGCCUAUGAAUUUAAAUAUUUUAAAAACAAUUUACGUAAAGAGUAAAAAAAAUCGAUAGAUUUGACCACUGUUUUUUACAGAAAAAAACCUGGCAUUUUAGUUGUAAAAUAUAUGGUGUUAUUUUAUUAUUAUUAUUUUUACAACAUAUUACUGUGCAUAGAAAUACAGAACCGCUGUUUAAUUUUAUUUUGGCAACUCAGCCGCCAGUUUUUUUACCAAAAUAAAAUGUGGUACCAUAAAAUCAUCAACUGUGGAUUUAAAAAAACAAACAAACUGACAGCUCAGUCGACAUAAUUUCUACUGUAGAAAAACAAACAUUGGUCUUUUUUUUUUUUUCCAACUUAAAGUAAUGUGCUGUAAAAAAACCUCCUUAAAUUUUGCAGUAAAAUUUAUUGGUCAUUUUUAUAGUGUACAAUUUGAUGGAUAACUUGCUUCGAAACCAUAAGUUAAGCAAAUAUUUAAGUAUUUAUUUGGAUUUUGACCAUAAAAGUUAGAUGAUAUAAUAUUUGUUGCAAUAUCGGACACUAUUUUUUUUCCCUGUCAAACUACGAAAAAAACCCAAUACCUUUAGUAAGAAAAUAAGAAAGUAAAGAAAGAAAAUAUAAGGUAUUUUAUUGACACAUAUUAUUUCCAGGCUUUUGUGGGCCAUAUAAAAAUGAGGUGGAGGGCCAGAUCUGGCCCGCGGGCCUUGAGUUUGACACCUGUGCACUAGACACACCAAUGAUGUAGAAUAAAACUCCUCAUAGGAAGUUGCCAUUUGUUAUAACUUUGUGACAUGAUACAAUCAACAUUAAUGAACAUAUCAAAUAUAAAUGUGACAGAUUGUAGCCAAAGUCUGAUUUCCAUCAGCAUUUCAUUGCAAAGAAACAAGCCCAGGGCUCCCAAUAAUUCAGCGUAAUAGUGAGUUGUAUUUUUCACAAGUGGGAAGCCGCUCCCUGAAAAUAAUGCCUACAUUAAACCGGUCCGUGGUGCAAAAAAGGUUGGGGACCACUGAAAUAGAGGAUCUUUGACUCACAAUUUCCUCAGACAGUAAGCCCCAAUCAUAUACAGUAGGAAAGGGAUUCAUACGGCCCCAUUCAUCACGGUUGACCUGACACAUGAAACGUGACGAAUUGAGGGGGUGCACUGUUUAUUUCAGCCGCCAGACGGCAGUAGUGUUGAAUAUCUUAAAAUGUGUUUUGUGGCAAUUCCAACGUUGACCACAGCGCCAGUUGCUAUGUCGAGUGGCGCUUUCCAUCAUUUUCAGCGGACUGCAUUGCGAAAUGAUUAACCCCCUCUCCUCCUCUUACGCGAGGAUUUCAAUGUGAUGUUUUAGUUGACGCGACAAACAAGCUAAUGGUGGCUAAGACUUUAGCACAGAUUUACGUCACGGUGGGAUGGCAAGUGCCUUCUGCUAGGUCGUCGUGUUUGAACCCGCACACGUCGCGUGGCUCCUUUUGCCUUAAAAAGACAAAUCGGAAUAGUUGACAAUUGUUCACCUCGUCGCAUGGCUUGACAAUUUAAACGUGUGCAUUUGAAACGGGCGAUAGUCUUAACGCAGAAAGUCCAAAAUAUAUUCCCACGAGCCCCUUUUUCAAAGAAAAACAAACAAACAUUACACCAUGGUGUCAGUAUGGGAUUACCCACCUGCAGUACCCCGGAGGACCUACAGGGGGGUGAAUAAAGCUCGGUGUUGCGUUCAGGGUCCGGUCAGGGCAAUGUUUUGUCUCUCUCUUCAAACAGGGUGCAACUUUGACUUCUGUUGACCAAUGUUGUCUCUGAGACUCUUCUUGUGGCGCAAACACAUGUGUUGCACUCUGAAGGACUUUUUCAACAACUUUCCUAAUGUAUAUUUUGGUCAUUAGAGCAAAUAUGGAUUUUUUUUUUUUAAUGUUGAUUCAUCAUUUUGUUUUUGGGCGUGUGGAGAGGGUCAUGAAAUAAAAUGGACUCCUCAUUUGUAAAUGUUUUAUUUAAUUCCAAGAAUGUGCCACAAAAGGCCAAUAACUAUUUUAUCAAUUUGUUUACAUUGAAUUAUUUUGUUCAUAUUUGAUUAUUUUAAUUUAUUAAAAAUAACAAUAAAUUUACAAGUAACAUCUACGCCAGGGGUGUCAAACGUAAGGGCCGGGGGCCGGAUCAGGCCCGCGGACAUGAGUUGGCCAAGUAUAAAAAUUUGCUGAAAUUUUUCAAUGAAAGAAACUGCUGUUCUAAAUGUGGCCAAUAGAUGUCGCAAUAGCAAUUUUUUGUAUCUUUGUAGAUGAUGCUACAUAUGUACAAAAUAAACCACAUGAUGUUAGUGCAUCAGUCAAGGAAAAUGAUCAAACUACAUAAAUAACAUCCUGUAAUUUGAUUUAGAUUUAAUUUUUUAUCUUGAUAGAUUGAAAAUUAACACCAAUGAGUUGACUGAUGAUCAUUAUUACAUCAUUUAUUCAGAAAAUAUAAAUGACGACAAAUAAAGAUAGAAUACUAUUAACCGCAACAUGUAAGUGUAAAAAAACCCCAACAACAUUAUGAUUUGUACAAUUUCAAAAUGUGCUUGUUCUAUUUUUAAACAAAGAAAACAAUCUGAAGUUGUCUUUGUUUUUAAGUUAUCGUGCCGUGAUUUUACCGGUCCGGCCCACUUGGGAGUAGAUUUUUCUCCAUGUGGCCCCCGAUCUAAAAUGAGUUUGACACCCCUGAUCUAGGCACUUAAAUUCAAUGUAUGAAAAAUAUUUUUUUCUUUGAAAUAUUUCAUUUUGUUGUAUAUAAAGUGUUGUUUUAAAGCCGGGGUAGGAAACUUUCUGUUGUUCACCAGAACAUUUGAUCCAUAGACCUCAUAUGAGCAUAAAGCCCCCAAAACAUCAAAUAUUUUUAUAUUUUAUAUGAGUAUUUCAUCACAUUUUUAAUAUUUUUCAUCAAUCAAAUAACAUAAUUAUUCACAUUAUUAUGGGCGUUUACCAGAGUCACACAUUUAACUUCUACGUAUUUUUUUCUGUGCAGCCAUGUAAUUGGUCAAAUAUGUCAAAUAUUAGAUAAAUUAUUUAAAAAAAAAUACAAAAUGUAACAUGAAACCUGCAAUUGGUCUUAAAAUGUAAAACAACUAACUAAUGUUCCCGACCCCUGCUUUAAAACACAAACAGCUGUCGAGUGAAUGUAAAGAUGGAGCCAAUCAUUUCAACUUGAUUUGAAAUAAAGCAGCGAGUCAACACAACGUGUCCUGAAAUAAAAAGAUUUGAUGUUUUUACUUUCAAGAUGAUCAUUUUUCAAGUAUUUCUUUGAGGAAGUGGACUCACGUUACUGUAAAUACCAACCAGCCAUCGAUGCAAUAAAGACACGCUGAUGCGAGACACGACAAGGCCACCCUUGUCUUGCUCGUCUCUUCUCCCACUUUCACACAUUUCUUUCUUCUUUUACUUUCUGCUGUUUCCAUGAUUCUUCAACUUUCCCGCUGAUCUCAAAAAGCUUCAGGCAAAAAUAAAGUCAGAAACCACUGCAAAUGAUUAAAACAUGACAAAAGAAAAGUAAAACAGGAGAGCUGUUACUCCAAACACAUUUUAAAGGAACUGUGUAUGUAAAAAAAAAACUACAAAAAAAACAACAAUACAUGUAUGUGAUUGAAAAUAAACAAAAUCUUUGAUCUUG